AUGAUCAGGACCCUACUGCUGUCCACUUUGGUGGCUGGAGCUCUCAGCUGUGGGCUCCCCACUUAUGUGCCCCAGCUGCCCAGGGUGGUUGGAGGUGAAGAUGCAAAACCCAACAGCUGGCCCUGGCAGGUCUCCCUGCAGUACAGCUCCAGUGGCCAGUGGCACCACACCUGUGGAGGGUCCCUGAUAGACCAAAACUGGGUUGUGACAGCCGCCCACUGCAUCAGCUCCUCCAGGACGUACCGCGUGGUGCUGGGCCGACACAGCCUCUCCACGGACGAGCCCGGCUCCCUGGAGGUCGCGGUCUCCAAGUCUGUGAUCCACCCGGACUGGAACUCCAACCAGCUCUCCAAAGGGAAUGACAUCGCCCUGCUCAAGCUGGCCCAGUCCGUCCCCCUGACAGACAAGAUUCAGCUGGCCUGCCUCCCGGCUGCUGGCACCAUCCUUGCCAACAACUACCCCUGUUACGUCACCGGCUGGGGAAGGCUGCAGACCAACGGGGCGCUCCCUGACAUCCUGCAGCAGGGCCUUCUGCCCGUCGUGGACUAUGCCACGUGCUCCAGCUCCAGCUGGUGGGGCAGCUCCGUGAAGACCAACAUGGUCUGUGCUGGCGGCGAUGGCGUCACCUCCAGCUGCAACGGGGACUCGGGUGGGCCGCUGAACUGCCAGGCAGCUGACGGCCAGUGGGAGGUGCACGGUGUGGUCAGCUUCGGGUCCUCCCUGGGCUGCAACUACUACCACAAGCCGUCCGUCUUCACGCGGGUCUCCAACUACAUCAACUGGAUCAGCUCGGUAAGAACCGGGCGAGCCCUGGGCUCUGUGGGCCCAGCCCCGCUUGCCUGGCCCAAGAGGGCAGUGCCCACUGGGGGUCUGAAGACCCCCACCCUCCUCCUGAGAGAUGGCAGGAGCCCCCCUGAGGAGGCUGCAGAACCUGACCAACUCCUGCAGGGCCCCCUCAGCCCCCAAAUCUCUGUGUGUGAGGAAUCAAGUGAAAAGGAACGUAGAGGUUGGUCUUGA
Choloepus didactylus (southern two-toed sloth) is the source of this 1017-nucleotide messenger RNA. RefSeq names its product chymotrypsin-like elastase family member 2A. The record is from RefSeq and is a predicted model, not a curated record. NCBI's taxonomy places the organism in Eukaryota, Metazoa, Chordata, Mammalia, Pilosa, Megalonychidae. The coding region runs from base 1 to 1017 and encodes 338 amino acids. Gene Ontology annotation, molecular function: serine-type endopeptidase activity. The transcript is spliced from 7 exons. Gene Ontology annotation, biological process: proteolysis.